GUAAGUCCAUGAAUUUUGCGGAAUCGUUCGUCAUAUGCGUGUGUUGUGUCAAAUAAUAAAUAUUAAAAUAUUAUGCCUAGGGGUUAAUAUAUAAUAAAUAUUAUGCCUAGGGGUUUUUGUGGGUACCAACAUUUUCUCAUCUAAUUUUCGAGAAAAUGUUGUGUAACUACUAGUGUAGUGUUUUUACUGUAGAUAAAGAGGAAUUUUGUCUAUGCUAUGUAAUAUACCAUCAUUAUGACUUGCCAUAUUCAAGACUAGCAGUCAAUGAUUUUCCUGGUAUCUCUGUAGGAUUCAGAUUACUCCGUCAGAGCAUGCUCCGUCUUCCUGAGACUGCUGACUGCUAUCCCUCUCCAACGUUCCUGGCAGAAGAUAUGCUCCUAGGGAUUGGUUAAGAGCUGGUGGUGGCUGGCCAGGAUCGUAUUGGAUCUACCCCACAAGUUGCUCUACGUUGGAAGGGUAGCUCAGUUUGCCACAGGCUGUCGUUGAGUCUGUUUCGUGCUUUUGAUCAAACAGCUGUCAGGGUGUCAGGAUUAUUUAAAGCAGUGAUAAUUUUGAAAGUAUUUCAUAUGCUUUUAGUUACUUUACAACAUAAAUACAGUAUGAUUUUAUUACUUUAUUUUAACUAGUUUUAUAAUAUAAACUGUAUAUUCUCCAAAUCCAUUAUUAAGUGACAGAAUUUAAGUGAGAUGUUUCAAGUGUGUAAUGCAUAAUUCUAAUUAUUUGUGUGUAUAUAUAUAUUCUAAAGGGUAUACUAUACAAGCAGAAGAUCAGCCGGAGACCGAUUCUUUCCGACACAAUUUUUCUCAGCGGCAGUCUUACGUCUAAUACCCGAGGCAACUUAUGCUAGCGACAGUUAUUACAUCGUAACUAUCAAGACUCGUCGAAAAUUCGUUUUGAUUAUAUCGAAGUCGCUGGCGGCGUCCAGCGAUCGGGCUUCUAAUCUGAUUCGAGCCGCUUAUACGGAACCAAAUGUCGAUAUCCACUCCGGCGUGGACUUCAACUUCCUUUUUUCCCCGGCUCGUCCCGCCUCCCUCUGGCCCGUAAGGAAAAAAGGAACGCUAUCAGGAAACCCGAUAAAGGGGGGUCCGCGAAUUUUCUGCAAAACCGGAGAGACCUCGGCCGAGAGCUACGCCGUAUCUUAUCGUGAAGCAGACGUCCGCGGCAGAAUCCCGGACUCGGGCAUCCCAUAUAGCACGUGCGAACUAUGAGAAUGGCGGCGUGGAGGAACGCGGCCGGUCGGCGGGACGAUAAAUUACAGAGAGCGAAACGACGGCUGAAUCACCGUUCACUCCGAAGAGACAUUAAAAUGCCGCGUCGCAAAAAUCGGACGAAGUGGGAGGCACCAUGAUGCAUUUUGCGUCACGGUCACGCAAAUCCACCGUCGAUUGGCACGAGUUACGGCGUCGCGAAACGGUUGGCCGCGGACACGUCCGGAAGCCAAUGACGGAUCGGCAUAGCGGAGAAACGGAGCCAUUAACUGACCGGCGAGCAGAAGAAACGACCUCGCGAUCGCCGUGACGGGAAUCCGCCGUCGGAUGUUGAUCAACGAUGACCUAUGAUGAAUCGGACAGCGAUCAACGGAUGUGCCCGGCGUGAAGUUCUCCGACAGUAUGGCCGGCUGAUGACUCACGACAAUAUCUACGGUGACACGAACGACGCCGGCAUUAUCAGAAAGCGGAGUUACGACCGAAUUAAUUUCCACACGAGCGGCUCGAUCGCGACCGCGUGGGCGAAAUUAGGUGCUCUCCAUUAGAGCGGUCCGGCCCGUUUACAUUCACCGACCGGGUAUUUCAAUGAGGCGCUUGAGAAAAGGACAAAUUUGGAAGUGUCCGCUGUUUCCAAUGCGGAGCUUCUCGUGCGAUCGUCGCGUUUCCGCAAGUAGUCGCACGCAACAAGGAGCCGGAAAGCCGCGGUGGUCGGCGGCCGUCAUUGAUCUCCUGUUAGAAUCGGAUCACUUCGAUGUAACAAGAUAAAUAGUCAGCGGGACACCGUCGGUGGUCGAGGGUGCGGAUCGCGGAGUCAUGCUGACUGUGUAUCUGAUCGGAGAACCGAGUACGCGCACGCUCGUCCGACAGAUCCGGGCGUACUUAACGUGUACGCUGCGGAGGUUCCCCGACUGUACAACAAGCUGAUGGGACACUUUUCGACCCGCUGGCGCAUAGUCGGCGGAGGAAAAUCGCCGAUCAUUCGCCCCCGCCCGAGAGCGAGGAGUCAAGUACACCGAUUAAGAUAAAGACCGAGGUCCUGGACGAGAUCGAGAAUUUCUCGGCUAACGAUGAGCUGGAUAUCGGACAGCACGUCAAGAACGAAUCGACGGAAGAAGUAUCGCGCCAUGAAAAUUCCGAACAAACCCCAGUAUCAGACUGUCGGGAAAAUGCAAGCGUUUCACUUUCUCGAAGACAAAUGGACGAGGACACUGACUUAAAGGAAUACAUCGUGGCACUGACAAGAGGAAAGCUUUUAAUGUGCAGCGUCUGCAAGAUCGAAUUUCCGAACAAGGUCGAAUUCAAAGCUCACAUAAUUGGACACAGUCAUGGGAAACUUUUCCAGUGCAAAUUUUGCUGGAAACAAUUCCCAAGAUCGACAACCCUAAGGGAUCACCUGCAUAUGCAUUUCAUUCCGAAGUCUUUCGCGUGCAGACAAUGUGAGCUUCAAUUUCAGAGGAAAUGCGCGCUGAGGAAGCACCAGGCCGAGGUACACCCCGAAAGAAGAACCUUCGACUGUUCCGUUUGCGGGAAAAAAUGUCUCCACCAGCAGUCGCUGCACUGUCAUAAACUGACGCACGGUAACGCGAGGCCGUAUGAGUGCACGACCUGCGGCAAGAGCUUCCUGAGGUCCAGCAGUCUCAAGACCCACAUGGUCGUCCACACCGCGGACUCGCCGUUCGCGUGCGAUCUCUGCCCGGCGAAGUUCAAGAGAUCGUCGGUGCUGAAGACGCACAAGCUGACGCACACGGGCGUGAGAAGAUUCGAGUGCGACAUCUGCAAGCAUCGUUUCCACCUGAAAGGCGCACUGAAGCACCACAUACUGGCGCAUUACGGCAUCAAGCCGUAUAAGUGCGAAGAUUGCGGCAAGAGCUACAGAAGAUCUUGGGGCCUGAAAGUGCACAGAUAUCGUCAUACUGGCAUAAAACGAUUCGAGUGCGACUUCUGCAAGUUGCGCUUCGCCGUGAAGACGAAACUCGCGAAUCACAUUUACACGCACGUCGGCGAGAAGCCUUACAAGUGUGACGUCUGCAGACGUCAGUACGGCGAAAGAUAUCAAUUAAAGUCGCACAGGUGCACGACCUUACCCGACAAUUCGUUGAAACUGAAAACUUCACAAAUCUACCGAGAGUUUGAGUUUGCAAAGAUUUAGCUGUUGCAAUUAUUUCGAAAUGCUCGCAUUUCGAAAAGAUAUUAAGACGUUUUUUGAACUCACACAAAUGGCUCGAAGAUGAAGAUGCGUCGAAAAGAUUUAUAUUUUUCUGCGAAUUGCAUAUGACAGGAUUUUCGAGGCGUAGAUGUUGCUCGCACAAUUAAUUUAAUUAUCGUCGGUCACGAUCGCUUAUAAUAAGACUCGUUCCUUGGUUGGUUCAAGAUACAAUAGCCGCCGCCGCCAUUUCAUUCGUGAUCAAAUCUAUCCUCACGGAUCCCGUCCGUGUUUGCAUGCCCGUGAAGCUUAAUAAGGCAUGGCCUUAAUAAGCACUUCGCCGCAGAACAAAACACCGAUUAAUCCCAGACUGGACCGACUCAAUACGGAUUGGUUUCGAGCUCAGAGCUGCCUGCCGGCUCGCCGGAUAGGUCGGCUUAGGUUCGUCAUCAACGUAUCGUAUAUAAUCACAGUCUUUAUUCGAUAUUGCUCGAACGUGACCGCCGGGAUCAUCGAACGGCGCAGCGGAAUUAAUGCAACUCCCAGGACGUAACAGUCCUCUGUAAGUAAUUAUUUACUUUUUCAACGGGUAUUGCCGCUUUUAAAGCAACGAUUUUAUUUUAAUUGUCGGGAAGUGUAUCCGCGUAAUCGUUUGAGGUUAGGGAUUAUCAUAAUAGAUGUCAAUAAGCUCGUAAAUGUAGAAUGUACACGUAAUUACCUGCGAUACUAAUGUAACGUCUCUUUGACGGCUGUCUCGAGAGUAUCUCGAGCACGUGGGCUCCGCUUAUGUCGCCGCACGUGAGAAUGGUGCUUUAAGGUGCGUGGACACAGCGGGGGCUUGUACGCCAGUAAUCUGAGAUGCUUCGCUUCUUAUCAGAUCGCAUCUGCGAUUCGCGUGCCUUGCGGCUAAACUCUUUGACAGUGCCGACACGUACCCGCCUUUUGACCUCGUUUCUCUAUUUCGGCCCGGCAAAAAGUUAAAAAAAAAAACUUCCUCGCGAUUUACAUUGUGCGUUAAAUAAUAGAGACUUUUUAAGGGAAGUUAACGCGGAAGAGAGAUAAAACAAUGUGCAAGUACGCAUUUCCAAGUAUAUUUUUGCUAAUUGCACAUAGUUUUUAAUAAAAUGUGGGAAGAUGAUAUUUUAGAAAAUUGAAUACACAUUUCACGAUACGAUGUCUCACGUUGAUCCUUGAAAUAAUAUAUCGAGUGAAGAAAUCUUUUUAAAUGAAUCAUUUGGUAUAUGACCGCGUGUUUCGGCCUCUUAUCAUUCAAACUUCCCAUAUUUCCCUGAACUUAGAUAAUUAGUUGUGUGAGUUGUGUGAGGAUAGCGUGUUGCGACGGAAAUGUUGAAUGUAUAUACCGUUACGUAUAUGGACAGAAAUUCUGUCUGAAGUAAUUCGUACAUUCUGUUGUCAUGCUAUGACAAUCAACCAUAGUUUCCCGUGUGCAGGAAUCGGCUCGAAAUAGAUAAUUAUAAUUAUGAUUGCACCUACGCGUUUCAUAACGUGCCAGAUCGCGAUAAACCACGCUGAAUAGCAAGAAAGGAAGAAAAACUUUUCCCGAAUGCGAGGGCUCGUUUAACGAUUAUUUUUUACAAUAGAAACGGCGGCCGCGGAGACUUAUGAAAGAUUCAUAGAUAGAUUAUGCAAUCUUGCUCGAAAGCGUACGCGUAAGUAGACCGUUACAAUUUCGUCUGACUCACUGACAACUUAGAUAAGAGGCGCACAGCUCGUUGUCUUCCUUUCAAUACAUAAUCUAAUUUCAACCUUAUUUAAAAGAGUACAUAUAAUGUGUGUGUGUAUGUGUGAUUUAGAAGAACAACUAAAUAUUUACAUUAUUUAUGAAGCACGGAGCAGUGGGAGUGAAAUAAUUUCCAGACAAAGUGAUUAUUCAAGCAUUGCUUCCUUCACGCUUAAAAUCGGUCUUAGUAUUGUAUAAAAAUUUAGAUGUAACUCUCUCUCUUCUCAGAAGUGCAAACUUCAAAUUUCCAAACUACACAUAUGUUAUCUUUAUAGAAUAUAAAUUGAUCGUAGUUAUGCAAUCCACAUGAAGUAUGUUUCCAAUAAAAUUGAUAAGAAAUAAAAAUUAAUAAUGGAGAUAAACAUUUAAUACAUGAUUUCAGAAAUAUAUAUAACACCAAGUUUCUCUUUGCAAUCGUUCAAGAAGUCAAGCAUGAUCAAUUUUUUUCUCUUUAAGGGUGUUCAUUGACAAGAUUAGUUCUUUAAAAAAUAGGUAAAGAGGACGCAACUAUUAAAAAAUGACAUAACUAGUGAAAAAACGUGUAAAUAAAAACGCGUAAAAGUAAAAAGAAAUGUGAAAAUAAAAAACAAAAACUCAAAAGUCGUAAUUUUGUAAUCUGGAUCAUUCUUGCGUGACUAUGACCAAUUACGAAUGUAAAUUUAUACAUCCUCGAUUCAUCGCAUAUCUGGUCUUUCAGCUAGUCAGACAAAAUUCCUUCCGUUUACGCGCGGUUUGGACACACGGUUUCCUCGCAACAAUUUAAAUACGCGAGUCUCGCGUUCAUAUCUCUCACCUAAUUAUGCCCGCGCUUCACGAGAUCUACGAUCUGACAGUUCGCGUACAUGCGUUGCACAGCGGCACGCAGAGAGUCACGCCAAGUCCUAAUUAUUUAGAUAACGAUCAUAGCGGCUUAAUUAUUCCCUCUCCCCUUCAAUCGUUGCUCCGUUCGCCGGUAUGCUAAUGACACUUAAUGCAGAUAGCAACGCCGAUAUUAUUUGCCGUACCGGUUACUAAUUGCGAGCUCACAAUUACUGUCCAACGGACGAUGGAUUUGGAAACUCGAAGAAAUACGUAACGACGGCAACUAUCGCCCCAGUUAUGCACUCUUGUUACGUAACAAACUCGGUUUUUUCUCUGGUCAGCUGUCUGAUAAAAAGUGUGCGUUAGGAAGCGUUUAUUAAUGUAAAUUUAUUAAUUACAGGCACAAUUAAUAUUGUAAUUAGCGUUAUAGAACGAAGUAACGGAGGAUGAAGUUCAUUUGCUAUUCUGUACGAAUACGUAGUUGUGUGUGUAUUUCUUCAGUUCUACCACUGUAUGCCAGCUCUCGCCGAUUUACAAUAAUAAUUGUAACAGUAGGAAAUGUACUUUGCACACGAAAUAUAUUACAUAAUUGUAGAAAAUAGUAGUAAAUGUACAUUUGCACAUGAAAUAACGUAAUAUCUGUUUGAUUCGUGCUCUUCGCGCGAACAAUCCGCGAAUAAUCCGGAUCAUUUUCAGCUGCAGAGUGGCAGAAAAGAGCGAAAACGGCGGAUGGCUCGGCGGGUCCGUAAAAGAAAAAUGGGACGGAGCAUAUUAAAUAACGACGAUGUCGAUUAGUAUUGACAACGGCGAUUAAAGAGCCCGAAUUGCCAGUCCGUAAUGACUGAGCAGACUGCGCGAGCAGUGAGCACUGUAAUUUCAUUGAUAAUAUUUAAAUACGGGCUUUUGAUAGCUGUCUUCUCUCAGCUGGCAUUAGCGCGGGCCCCGAAGGGCCCCUCCGAUCGCCCCUCCACCCGAAUCACUCCGCCCCUGAGAGCUCCGAAGCAGAGGCGUACUAUUUAUCGACCUGGUCCCAUCAUUAUUUCAUCGAACUCUUUCAUCGCCUCGCCUUGUUAAUCGAUAACCCACGAAGACGAAACUCGGCUGCCGAUUCGAACAACCUCGCCGAUCAUUUGAAUCGAUUAUUUCGCGAGGGCUUUAUGUCGCAAAGGGCAAGCUUCCCGACAGAGAAUAAGCGCUUUCGAUUGCAAUUAUAAUAUAAUUGUUCACUAUCAUAUACAUUCUUUUCUCACGGUAAAUACUGGAGCUCAAAUGCGGAACAGUGUAUCUCUGCUUAAUAGAAUUCGUGUUUUCACGAAAAAAAAUCAUUGCGUGCCCUUUUCAUACACACACACACUUGCGAACAAUCCAUAUUUAAUUUCAAAAAUAGACUCAACAACGCCGCGAUGCUCGGUGCUUCCGGUUUCGAUCAAUCGCGCCGCCGAUUUUACAAGUAAUUCGCGUAGAUACGCCUCGGGAGGAAAUCGUAGGCGUGAGAGAUCGGCGAAAAUGAAAAAUAAUGCAGACGAUGGUUAUUUGCUUAAAUAUACAUGUGAAUUGUUUAGUGAACGACCUCGCCUUCCACGCCUUUAAUUAGCGCGACUCCUGAUCGUAAUCGCAUGCCGCGCGAUUCUAGGGUUAAUGUGCAUUUAAUUCACAAUAAGGAGGGAAGCAACGCGGAUAGCAUGACCGGCGUAUUCUUAGACUUUCGAUGUUAGAUCCGUCGAGCUACGCGAUCUAUAAUUUAAGCACCGACAAAGCGUAAUCGCUCUGUUCCCAAGAAAAUCCUGACAUAUAAUGCGAAGAAUCACAUAAAAUGCUUCCUUACGCGCAUCCGUAAGACUAUGUUCGUAAGAAUGUAACAUUUAGUUGUACGUUAUCGCCUCGACUGCGGAAAUAAUACGAUUUCCCGGCACACACGUCAAUUACGUUGUUCCGAGAUAAAAAUGAAUUUUCAUGACCAUAUCAUGUGCGAAAUUACUGAAGAAACUACGAAAAGAUACUGAAUAUUAAUCCACAUAUGUUAAUAGAACGUAUUUUAAAUACCUAUUCUUACGGAGAUGUCAAAGCGGUUUGCGAAUUCCAAAAAUAACGUCGAGAUAACGUAUAAAAGUGAUCGUCGUUAACGUUAUUCUUUUCAUAUUUCUUGUACAUAUAGAUUUUAUAUAAAUUUUUUUUGCUUUGUUUUACCAUGUUUAGAGAAAAACAUAACCACGCACAUAUACCAAAUAUAGAAAUCUUUUUGCGAACUUCUGCAAUUUUUUGUAAACUUUUCAUAAUUUAUAUUCAGUUGUAAAGGUACAGCAAGGUGCUUCGAAGUUUUCUUGAGCAGAGCAAAUAUACAUAAGUUAUACAACUUUUGCAUCAGACAAAUUUUUACGCUGACAGCUCAAAAUGUUAAUUUUGAAACUUUUAUGAUUUCCAUCAUAUAUUGAGCAACGCUCUAGUUGAUUUUCUUUAGCGCAUACUUUCGUUGUGUAAAAUAUGUGUAAUUCUGUGUAACCAAUACGACAUAAAUUUGGCAAAAAAGAAUCAGUAUUUUGUCGAUAAAGUUCUCAAGUACGGCAUCCCCUUGAAGUUCAAACGAGAGACAAAUCGUCCUACAAUAGUAUACUUUCGGUUGCAUGUUUGGAGAGAAGAAUAAUUGCAAACGGGUGAACGCGGUUUUUAUAUACUGGUGCAAUCCGAUGCAAUCUAAUUGGAUAUGAAAUUAA
Odontomachus brunneus is the source of this 8604-nucleotide messenger RNA. RefSeq names its product gastrula zinc finger protein XlCGF17.1-like. Gene Ontology annotation, cellular component: nucleus. The coding region runs from base 2404 to 3357 and encodes 317 amino acids. The record is from RefSeq and is a predicted model, not a curated record. Gene Ontology annotation, molecular function: RNA polymerase II transcription regulatory region sequence-specific DNA binding; DNA-binding transcription factor activity, RNA polymerase II-specific. The transcript is spliced from 11 exons. Lineage: Eukaryota; Metazoa; Arthropoda; Insecta; Hymenoptera; Formicidae. Gene Ontology annotation, biological process: regulation of transcription by RNA polymerase II.